Molecule: messenger RNA, 6041 nt
Organism: Spea bombifrons (plains spadefoot toad)
Lineage: Eukaryota; Metazoa; Chordata; Amphibia; Anura; Pelobatidae
Gene: DENND4C
Product: DENN domain containing 4C
Exons: 33
Coding region: 162-5975 (1937 amino acids)
Biological process (GO): regulation of Rab protein signal transduction
Cellular component (GO): cytoplasmic vesicle
Molecular function (GO): protein binding
Source: RefSeq, a predicted model, not a curated record
UACGGAUCACGGCCGCUGCGUCGGCUCUAAGAAGUUUUAUAUUCGUGUAGCCGCCAUCUUUCUGGUGACUCUCCUGCAGUUAUCCGGCCUCGCCAGCACACUUGACUUAAGUAACUUAAGUGGGAGCGGACUCUCCGCCUGCCAGGUGGCCUGCUGCAGACAUGAUGGAAGACCAAGGCCAUCGGGUUGCUGACUACUUUGUGGUCGCAGGACUGACUGAUACUUCAAAACUCCUGGACCAUGACACAGGUCGCAUGGAAACUAAGACAGCAGGCCCCAAAGCUCCGAUUACUGACAUUGCCGUCAUCAAUAAAACAGCUGGAGAGACUGUGCCAGAGGGUUAUACGUGUAUCGAAGUCACACAAAGUGGCCUCCAAGCUAAUCUCAACCAUGGAAGCUUGAAAAGCCCAGAGCUGUACCUCUGUUACAAGCGUGAAAGAGGGAAGGUACCCCUGAUAGAUAUUGGUGUGUUAUAUGAAGGGAAGGAGCGUUUAAAGCCCGGCUGUGAGACGAUUGUUGCUACUCCAUAUGGGCGAUGUGCAAAUGUCAACAACAGCUCGACCAAUUCUUCACGGAUAUUUAUCACUUGCCGGCGGGCGAAUAAGGUCCGUACACAGAACUCUUUGGCUGUGACCGAUAUCUGUGUGAUCAUCGCUAACAAGGGGGAGACGCCACCCCACACCUUCUGCAAGGUGGACAAAAACCUCAACUGUGGCCUGUGGGGAUCUAAUGUGUACCUGUGUUACAAGAAGUCUGUUCCGGCAUCGAAUGCCAUUGCUUAUAAACCAGGCUUAAUCUUCAGGUAUCCAGAAGAAAAUCACGAGUCUUUCCCACUCUCAGAAUCUGUGCCCCUCUUCUGUCUGCCAAUGGGUGCUACUAUUGAAUGCUGGGCUCCUGAGAUCCGAUUCCCUCUUCCCGUGUUCUCCACGUUCGUCCUGACAGGCUCCACAGCUGAAAAGGUGUAUGGUGCUGCUAUUCAGUUCUAUGAGCCGUUUCCACGCGAAAUGUUGUCGGAGAAGCAGAUGAUGCAGCUGGGACUUAUAACCGCGGUGGAGAAGAAAGUGCUGACCUCCAAAGCCAUCAACACAAACAAAUGCAUCUGUCUGCUGUCUCACUGGCCUUUCUUUGAGACCUUCCGAAAAUUCCUUAUGUUUAUUUAUAAGCUGUCGGUGUCUGGCCCGCACACCCUUCCUAUUGAAAAGCACAUUUCGCACUUCAUGCACAACGUGCCUUUCCCAUCUCCUCAGAGGCCAAGAAUCCUCGUUCAACUGUCUGCACACGACACCCUGAUUCUCUCUCAGCCUGUGUCCACCCCUUUGCCCCUGAGUGGUGCAGAUUUUAGUACUCUGCUGUCAAGCCUGGGGCCAGAAAACUGCGCUACGUUGCUGCUAUUUGUGUUGCUGGAGAGUAAGAUCCUGUUGCACUCCCUGAGACCCGCCGUGCUGACUGGAGUAGCUGAGGCGGUUGUAGCUAUGAUAUUCCCAUUCCAGUGGCAGUGCCCAUAUAUACCCCUUUGCCCGUUGUCUCUGGCAGAUGUGCUCAGUGCCCCUAUACCAUUUAUUGUUGGGGUAGACUCUAGAUACUUUGACCUAUGUGAUCCGCCUCAAGAUGUCGUCUGUAUUGACCUGGACACAAGCAUGGUCUACACGUCGGAGGAUAAAAGAAGCCUGAACUGGAAGCUGCUGCCUAAGAAACCAGCAAAGAACCUCAUUGCAACCUUAAAAAAACUCCAUCUUCAACUGUCUUCAGCUCAUCGCAAGAAUGAAGAAGAGUCUGCAUUAGAGCUGACUCCCAUUGAAGCGGACUUCUCCUGGCAGAGAAAAAUGAAGGAGUUAGAGAUGGAAAUUCAAGAGGCCUUCCUGCGUUUUAUGGCUUCUAUACUGAAAGGUUACAGGACCUUCCUGAAGCCCAUCACCGCUGCUCCAUCCAACAAAGCCACAGCUGCAAACUCUUUAUUUGACCAUCAAGGGUUUCUGAAAAGCCGAGAUCGAGCCCACAUGAAAUUCUAUUCGUUGCUGACUAAAACCCAGAUCUUCAUCCGCUUCAUUGAAGAGUGCAGCUUCGUCAGUGAUAAAGACACCAGCCUGGCCUUCUUUGAUGACUGCGUUGAAAAGUUGUUCCCUGAUAAAGGCGUGGAAAAGGGGGAUAAGGUGGAUUUGGAGGUCCCAGAAGAUACGCGAUUGAUAGAGUUGGACGAGUCACAGAAGAGUGAACACACAGUGUUUAUAAUGCCACCAGAACCUUUGCCAGAAGAUGGCCCAGAUCCUCCUCCCAAAUAUAGCUACAAGAGCUUUCCAAGACUUGACUAUGCUCUUUUUGACCGGACGCGGGAACAGUACCUCACGUUUAAUGGUCCCAAAAAAGGCAACCGAGCUGCAAGCAGUCCUACUUUCAUUGCGAAAAGGACCAAACAGGAAAUUAAAACUGCACAUAAGUUGGCUAGAAAAUAUUACACUAACGCACCCCAGUGGGCAAAGUGUCUGUUCAGUCAGUGUUUCAGCAUGUGGUUCAUUUGCCUGCCAGCUUUUGUCAAGGUUUCUAAUUCAAAGUCACGGGCCCUUCAGAAAGCUUACGAUGUCCUUGUUAACAUGAGGAAAACAGAUGUGGAUCCUCUGGAUGAGGUGUGUUACAGAGUUGUGAUGCAGUUGUGUGGUAUAUGGGAAAUUCCGGCUCUUGCUGUGAGAGUCUUGUUUGAAAUGAAAAAUGCUGGUAUAAAGCCAAAUGCGAUUACCUACGGCUACUAUAACAAGGUUGUGUUGGUUAGCCAGUGGCCAAGUAGCAAUCGUAGUGGUAAAUUUCUGUGGACCAAAGUGCGGAACGUGGUACAUGGUCUAGCACAAUUCCGGAGACCAGUCAAUAAAACACAGAUGGGCUCUGAGGCAUUGAUGACACCAGCUUCUCAGAGCCUUGCACGUAAUGGGGACUUGAUGACAGUGGAUGAUUCUAACGAUGCUAACUCUCUCUUCGUGAGGGAUCUAAUCAGACUUGAUUCCACUGAUAACAGCUCUAGCACAGUGCUCCAGUCUGCUCAGGGUUCCCCCUCCAAGAAAGACCCACAGGGAGAUCUCACUCACCAUCAGCAAGUUGAACAACCCGGUAUUAAAACAGAAUAUAUGCCAAAGUCAAAUCAUUCACCUUCGAGUCAUGAAAUUGCCUCCUCGUCAGCUAACGCGAUAGUGGGGGUCGCAGUAACCAACAUAGAGAACCAUGAAGAAAGAUUGUUGUCUCUCUCUGAAACAUCCAACCCACCAGAAUACUCUCCAUGCGGCAGCAGCAUUGUUAAAGUUCCCUCUGGCAUCUUUGACAACAGUGGGAGGAAGAACAGCAGUGGAAGUGGGCCAUUACCGCUCAUUAUUGAUGUUGAGGAUGUAGUCUUUUCUAAUGAAGUUCAAAGUAAAAAGUCUGGAGAGAGAACUCAGAAGAGACAGAAGGUCUUUUCUGAGCGAAGCUGCAGCUUCAGUUCAGAGAGCCGUGCUGGUAUGCUCCUUAAGAAAGGCAGCCUUGACUUGGCUACCAAUGAGAUGGCCAUGAAAAUGGGAGCUGAUGCCAAGAUCCUCACUGCAGCACUCUCAAAAACACCACCACCUCCCCAAGGAAAGAAAGAAUUUAGCUUUGAUGUUGUUGAUAGCCAGGUUGUUGAGAGGAAACUUGAUGUAAAUGAAGCUGCAGCUAAGCCAGCCCUGGAACCUGCAUCAGGGAACAAAAAACAGGAGUUCCCGGAUCAGCUAGACACUGUUAAAGAAGAAAGCAUUGUAGGUACGCAAGAGACUGUACAAGGCACGGUGGAGAAAAGAUUGCCUGUUAAGUCUCCUCAUCUGGAGGAACCGAGCAAGAGGAACAGCUUCCAUGGUCUCAUCAAAACUGCAGAGAGGGAGGGAGUUGAAACGGGCCUUGAUCCACUGUCCCUUCUGGCUUCACAGAUUGUAGAGAGCAGUCCACCGCCUCCAGAGGAAAAGAUCAUUUCACCUGUUGUGGCUCGCAACCUAGCGGAUGAGAUUGAAAGUUAUAUGAACUUAAAAAGCCCACUGGGCAGCAAAUCCUCCAGCAUGGAACUUGGAAGCGCAGAGUUAGUCAGGGUAACUGAUAAGCAGACCACUGGUGGUCCAGAGAGACGUUCCAGCCUCCCGGCAGACACCCUUCCUCCAGAUGACCUGCAGAGUGAGAACCAGAAAAACGCUGUCUCAAGGUCUAAGACUUUUACUUCCAGUCCGAAGCACCACUUACGCAACCAGAAGGAGCGGUCGCUGUCACUGACUGCCCUUGUCCGAUCGUCACAGCACGGCUCUUUGGGUUCUGUAGUAAACUCUUUUCCUGGUCUUAAGCUGGACAGUCUCCUGACUGGGCCAAAAAUGGAUGUCCUGAAGUCUGGCAUGAAGCAGGCAGCCAAUGUUGCCAGUAAGAUGUGGGGGGCAGUUUCAUCGGCCUACAGUUAUUCUGAUGAAGAGGAUGAAGUUGGAGGUCGGUCUGAAUUUUCCUCAAAUGUUGAAGAACACGGUGAAAGUGUGAAUUCGAAGAUGAGCCUUCAAGGACCUGCUAGUGAUCUUACACAAAGUGACACCAGCCUUAGCAGCAGCAGUGGUGACGCCAGUGUGCAUAGUUAUUUAAAUAAUGAAGCUGUUCCUGGGAAAAGCACACGGGGCUUGGAACGUGAGAAAUCGGAGCAGGCAUCUUCUCAGAACACCAGCCUCUCCAGUAUCUUUCAGAAUUGUGCUAUGGAGGUCCUCAUAUCCAGCUGCUCUCAAUGCCGAGCUUGUGAUGCACUCGUUUAUGAUGAAGAAAUCAUGGCAGGAUGGACUGCUGAUGAUUCUAACCUCAACACCACUUGUCCUUUCUGUAAAGCCACCUUCUUGCCAUUUCUGUACAUUGAAUUUAAAGAUUUCCGUGGCUCUGCAAGUUUCUUUCUCAAGCCAAGUAAUUCUGGAGACAGCCUUCAAAGUACCAAUGUCCAGUCAGCGGAGAAUGCAGAGCAUAAAAUUGCAUCAAGCCCUGCGGACGGUGACCUAAUGAGCGUAAAUCCCCCUGACCCACUUCAGGCUACAGUGGCAGGAAGCACAGCCUCUGAACAGGGUACCGUUCAGGUUACGGAGGCUUUACAGGCAAAUGCAACACAUUCUGAAACCGGCACUACACCAAAGAAAGUUGCUUCAUUGACAAGAAGUCACAGUGUGGGAGGACCUCUGCAGAAUAUCGACCUGUCACAGAGGCCGUCUCAUGGAGUGUCCACUAUAAGCCUUCCAAAUAGCCUGCAGGAAGUUGAUCCAUUGGAAAAGAGGCAAAACCCCCCUCCUGUCUCAGUGCCCUACCUUAGCCCACUUGUGUUGCGUAAAGAGUUGGAGUCUUUGCUGGAAAACGAUGGAGACCAGGUUAUCCAUACAUCCACCUUUAUCAACCAACAUCCAAUUAUCUACUGGAAUUUAGUGUGGUACUUCAGGCGCCUGGACCUACCCAGCAAUUUGCCUGGUCUCAUCCUCUCUUCAGAACACUGCAAUGGCGGAGUGCAGCUCCCCCAGUCAUCCCUGUCCCAGGACAGCAAGCUUGUCUAUGUCCAGCUGCUAUGGGAUAAUGUCCACCUACAUCAAGACCCAGGAGAGGCGCUUUAUAUCAAGUGGAGAAAUCUAGAAGCAGCCAAGAAGACAACCUCUUCUCUGCAGCCUGACCUCCAAGCCACCAAUGAAUUACUGGAGAGCAUCACUCUCAGCAUCCAGCACAAUGAUGUCCUGAGACCAAUCAGCCUUCUCCUGCUGAAAUAUAAUACAGCAGCCAAACGGCAAAGAAGCUUGUACAGAGAAAUAUUAUACCUUUCUUUGGUUGCUCUUGGAAGAGAAUAUAUUGACAUUGAGGCCUUUGACAGUGAAUACAGACUUGCAUAUGAAAAACUUCCAAUUGAGCUGUUUCACAAAAUGAAGAAAAUUGAUAUACCCCCAAACAAAAGCAUGGAGAGCUGCAGGAGUAAAUUUGGGGCCCCUGUGAUUUGAGAGAAAGUAUAUACCUAGAACUGAACUUUGCUCCCUUGAAACCCUAAGAUCCAAAGCGCUUUCAAC